AAGGCAGCGCAGUGACAGCGACGGGUUAGUGUUACGCCGUCUGCCGUUUAGUCCAAGUCGCGUCUCCCUGCGCUGUUUUACAGGACAAAACUGAUGGAGUUGCUUGAACUAACUUCAAUUUAAUUUGUUAUGUAACUAUUUUAAUCCACGUGUUGCUUUAAACUUUGUGACUAGUCGUUUAAGUCCAGAUUUAAGUACAUUAGCGACAGUGCGAUGCCUAAAAUGUGAAUGUUGUCGUUAGCUUAACAGACACGUAACAGAACUCCGUUCGAAAAACUCGACAUUUUGAAAUUAUCUUGAAUAUUUAUACAUCUCCGUGCCUCUCAGAAAGUAAUUUAUGCGCGUUUAUUAAUCAUUUAAACCCAUUCUUUAAUUCGGCAUACACACGGGAUCAACUGUUAACAAAAUGUAUCUUUGUACUUUGAGUGCUUGACAAAGUUCCAUCCAGUGGUGUAAGAAUCACCAAAUAAAUGAAUGUAAUUCAAGUUUUUUGUUCAGUUAAAGUGACGUCAUUUCAGAUCAGACUAAACUAAUCCACGAGCUGUGAUGGAGAAUGUGAGGGAAAUGAUUAGCAGCACGGGUCGCUUGAUUUGAGUCACGUUGUCUGCCGGGAGAAAAUGGCCGGCCUGUGGAAAUCCUACCAGGCCUUGAUGACCAGAUAUCCCUGGACAGUGCAGAUAGUGACUGCAGGGUCUCUGGUGGGCGUCGGUGACGUCGUCGCUCAGCAGCUGAUCGAGAGACGAGGACUCUCUCAACACAACGUCUACAGAACAGCCAAGAUGAUGAGCAUCGGCUUCUUUUUCGUAGGUCCAGUCAUCGGCAGUUGGUACAAAGUUUUGGACAAAAUCGUCGUUGGAGGAACAAAAAGUGCUGCGAUGAAGAAAAUGCUGCUCGACCAGCUGUGUUUCGCUCCGUGUUUCCUCGGCGCGUUCCUCACUAUCUCCGGCGCCCUGAACGGACUCACGCUGGACAAGAACGUCACCAAACUCAAGAGGGACUACACUGACGCUCUGAUCUCAAACUACUACGUUAGCCGUGGUCCAGGUCGUCGCCGUCGCCUGGAACUCGUACCUGACCUGGAAAGCAAACAAGAUGUGAAGGACGAUCAUCGCGAACCUUCUCUGUUUCUCUUUGUGUUUCGGUUGUUUUGGAUGAUUUCACACUUGUGUUUUUGUGUGUGUUUGUGAGUGAAUGAGUGAGGGACAUGUGGAUGAACUCUCUUUCGCCAUAAACGUGUGACUGAGUCACGAGUGAAGAUCCACUCUGACAAAUUCACACUUGAAAGUCAAACGUUUUGUUCUUUUUGUCGGAGCAGACGCUGACAAACACUCACACAUGAAUUAACACCGACUCACUAAAAGGAAACUUGUUUUGUUUUGUUUUUUAUCCAUCACUUGAAGCAGAAACUUGUUAAUGGAUGAUUUAUUCAGUUUAACAGGACCACAGUUUGUUUUCAUUUGCAUCUUUGAUGUUGUUUUGUUUACAAAAGCCUCAGGAAAGUCAUGUUUGUUUCUUUGUUUUUAGUUCCUGACUUUUAGUCAAUUUACACAAGAUCUGUGAUUAAAAAGCAACAAAUGUCCUCAACAAAAAGAAAAAACACUGAUUUCUGAGUGAAAACGAUGUCUGAUAUUGUGUUUAUGUCAAAUCCUCCUCAUAAUUAUGAGAUUUUGCAUUCAAAUAAAGUGAAUUCUUUCACAACCACAAGACAAAAAAAACA
Solea senegalensis (Senegalese sole) is the source of this 1717-nucleotide messenger RNA. RefSeq names its product mitochondrial inner membrane protein MPV17 (gene mpv17). The coding region runs from base 618 to 1187 and encodes 189 amino acids. Gene Ontology annotation, cellular component: membrane; cytoplasm. The transcript has 7 exons. The record is from RefSeq and is a predicted model, not a curated record. NCBI's taxonomy places the organism in Eukaryota, Metazoa, Chordata, Actinopteri, Pleuronectiformes, Soleidae.